Nerophis ophidion (straightnose pipefish) is the source of this 1404-nucleotide messenger RNA. RefSeq names its product creatine kinase B-type. Gene Ontology annotation, molecular function: creatine kinase activity. NCBI's taxonomy places the organism in Eukaryota, Metazoa, Chordata, Actinopteri, Syngnathiformes, Syngnathidae. Gene Ontology annotation, biological process: phosphocreatine biosynthetic process. The record is from RefSeq and is a predicted model, not a curated record. The coding region runs from base 125 to 1270 and encodes 381 amino acids. The transcript has 8 exons.
UAUAAAAGCGGAUGCUGGGAGCGGAGGACCGGGAGGUCGUCUUUGGGACUGUGCCGGCAAAAUAGGGAUCUUCGUGUCAGUGCCCGCUAGUAGUUGUAGCAGCCGCACUCAAAAGGGAGCAGCCAUGCCGUUCGGGAACACCCACAACCUGACCAAGAUGAACUACGCCUCGGACCAGGAGUACCCGGACCUGAGCAAGCACAACAACCACAUGGCCAAGGUGCUGACCGCCGACAUGUACGAGCGGCUGAGGAGCAAGCAGACCCCCAGCGGCUUCACGCUCGACGACGUCAUCCAGACCGGGGUCGACAACCCCGGUCAUCCGUUCAUCAUGACGGUGGGCUGUGUCGCCGGAGACGAGGAGACCUACGAGGUCUUCAAGGAGCUCUUGGACCCCAUCAUCCAGGACCGUCACGGCGGGUACAAGCCCACAGACAAGCACAAGACGGACCUGGACUUCGGCAACCUGAAGGGAGGCGACGACCUGGACCCCAACUACGUCCUGAGCUCUCGUGUCCGAACGGGCCGCAGCAUCCGUGGCUUCUGCCUGCCGCCUCACUGCAGCCGAGGGGAGCGCCGCGCCGUGGAGACUCUCUCCAUCGAAGCUCUGGCUUCGCUCACCGGAGACCUGAAGGGCAAAUACUACGCCUUGAAGAACAUGACGGACGCGGAGCAGGAGAAGCUGAUCGACGACCACUUCCUGUUUGACAAGCCCGUGUCCCCCCUGCUGCUGGCGUCCGGGAUGGCCCGGGACUGGCCCGACGCUCGAGGCAUCUGGCACAACGACAACAAGACCUUCCUGGUGUGGGUGAACGAGGAGGACCACCUGAGGGUCAUCUCCAUGCAGAAAGGAGGGAACAUGAAGGAGGUCUUCCAGCGCUUCUGCACCGGACUCACCAAGAUCGAGUCCUUGUUCAAGGACCGAGGUCACGCCUUCAUGUGGAACGAGCACCUGGGCUACGUGCUCACCUGCCCGUCCAACCUGGGCACGGGUCUGCGGGCGGGCGUGCACGUGAAGCUGCCAAACAUGUCCAAGAACGCCAAGUUCGAGGAGGUCCUCAAGCGCCUGAGGCUCCAGAAGCGCGGGACCGGGGGCGUGGACACGGCGGCGGUGGGCGGAGUCUUUGACAUCUCCAACGCGGACAGGCUGGGCUUCUCCGAGGUGGAGCUGGUGCAGAUGGUGGUGGACGGCGUCAAACUGCUGGUGGACAUGGAGAAGAGGCUGGAGAAGGGCCAGUCCAUUGAGGACCUCAUGCCGGCUCAGAAGUAGAACCUGGACAACCCCCCCCCUACCCUCCUUUGCCCGACAAACGUCCAUCUGUCCUGGAUUGCACUCCGCUUGUUGGUCUAUUUAAACGUGUUCUGUAAGGUGAAGACUGAUCCCAAAUAAAGAUCUGAAGAGAA